Rhodotorula graminis WP1 is the source of this 607-nucleotide messenger RNA. RefSeq lists its product as uncharacterized. The record is from RefSeq and is a predicted model, not a curated record. NCBI's taxonomy places the organism in Eukaryota, Fungi, Basidiomycota, Microbotryomycetes, Sporidiobolales, Sporidiobolaceae. Gene Ontology annotation, molecular function: protein binding. The transcript is spliced from 3 exons. The annotation marks the transcript as partial.
AUGUCGCCCUCGCCAGCACCAGCUGCUGCGCCAGACCUCUCGCACGACCCUGCAGCCACACCGGACCCACAGCCCGAGUCCGCCUCGUCCUCCCCCACCACCGCUCCUCCUCCUCCUCCCGCCGCCGCACCAGCUGCCGCCCCGCCCGCCCCCACCGACGCCUGGCAAGCCGUCUUCAGCCAAGACGCCAACGCCUGGUACUUCUGGAACGCCAUCUCGGGCGAAACUACGUGGAUUAACCCGCGCGACAACGACAAGCCUGCUACGUCGACCUCGACCGUCGCACCCUCCUCCUCUGCCGACGCCGGCCCUUCCUCCGACUCGCCCGCCCUCGCCUCCUCCUCCUCCUCCACCACCACCCCCACCGCCGCCGCCACGACCACGACGACGCCCGCCGACCCGUCCGCCCUUCCCGCCAUCGACCCCGACCUCGCCUGGCUCGACCCGUCCCUCGCCGCGCGCCAGGCCUCGGGCGCCGGCGCCCACCUCGCGCAGAAGGGGCGGUUCCACGCGCGCACGGGCAGGUUCAUGGCGGACCCGAGCGUCAACCCGGAUCGGGUGAGCCAGUUCUCGAGGGGCCACAGGCAGCAGGAGGCCUACUACGACG